AUGAACCACACUUGGACAUACAACCUGAGCUUUGGUGCACCUACAGAUCCUGUUGAGCCAAGGGCUGGACUCUCACGAAAUGGGCACACAGUAGUGGCUGUUUUUCUUGGAUUUAUCUUGGUUUUCGGUUUCUUGAAUAACUUGAUUGUCCUCAUCCUCUUCUGCAAGUUUAAAACCCUCCGUAACCCAGUCAACAUGCUCCUCCUGAACAUCAGUAUCAGCGACAUGUUAGUGUGCAUCUCAGGCACCACCCUCAGUUUUGCAUCUAACAUCCAUGGCAAAUGGAUUGGAGGGGAGCAUGGUUGUAGGUGGUAUGGCUUUGUCAAUUCCUGCUUUGGCAUUGUGUCCCUGAUCUCCCUGGCUGUCCUGUCCUAUGAACGCUACAGCACUCUCACCCUGUGCAACAAGCGCAGUGCUGACUACCGGAAGGCAUUGCUGGCAGUCAGCGGUUCCUGGAUUUAUUCCCUGGUCUGGACCGUGCCACCUCUGAUCGGUUGGAGCAGUUACGGGGUAGAAGGUGCAGGUACAAGCUGUUCGGUACGCUGGUCCUCUGAGUCAGCCAAGUCCACAUCCUAUAUCAUCUGUCUCUUCAUAUUCUGCUUGGUCAUCCCUGUGAUGGUCAUGAUGUACUGCUACGGUCGCCUCCUUUACGCUGUUAAACAGGCCACAUUUAAAAGUUUCCUUAAAUACUACUACCAACACUACUACUAUGACUGCUACUAUGUCGACCCUCCUCUGACUGGUUUAAGGGUUACAUUCAAAGUAGUAGUAGAUCUCACUGAUCUGCCUGAUGGGAUUCAAGAAGUUGUGGCAAACAUGCUGAGGGAACAAAGUAUCAUAGAAAAG
Molecule: messenger RNA, 846 nt
Organism: Fulmarus glacialis (Northern fulmar)
Lineage: Eukaryota; Metazoa; Chordata; Aves; Procellariiformes; Procellariidae
Product: opsin-3-like
Exons: 4
Biological process (GO): G protein-coupled receptor signaling pathway; visual perception
Cellular component (GO): photoreceptor outer segment; membrane
Molecular function (GO): G protein-coupled receptor activity
Source: RefSeq, a predicted model, not a curated record